Messenger RNA from Gloeophyllum trabeum ATCC 11539, 417 nucleotides. RefSeq lists its product as uncharacterized. The record is from RefSeq and is a predicted model, not a curated record. The transcript is spliced from 2 exons. Bases 1 to 417 code for a protein of 138 amino acids. Lineage: Eukaryota; Fungi; Basidiomycota; Agaricomycetes; Gloeophyllales; Gloeophyllaceae.
AUGCGCCCGAGGGACAAGAAUGCGCCUCGACCGCGCUCGCCGUUGAGCGAUACUGCUGAAGAAGCCUCCCUCCCGUCUUCGAGAUCUUCACCCUCGGCGGCCCCCCCUAUGAAGACAAGAUACCACGCGAACGUGGUGUUACCGGAUCAUGAGUGUACGGCUACCUGGAGAACGAAUUGUCACUACUGCGUUCAGAGGAAACUCAUCUGCGACCUGCACUGGGAAAUUGUGCGGGUCUCGACCAAGCCUCUCCCGGCGGAUGACGAAUGCAUCCAGAAGACUAUGAAUCGCUUGUGGGAGCUGAGUGUUCGGCUCGAGCGUAUCCUGGAUAUGUUGGACCUUCCAGCAUAUAGCAUUGGAUUGGAAAAGAUCUCGGCAUCGUUGCCCCUCCCCCCAACUGACGAGGAGGGUCUCUGA